AAGCAAGAGACAAGACUGUUAACAGUUCCAGAGCUCGUGGGCUCCUGGGGGCAGCGGUUGCCUCAUCACCAGGUCCAGGAGGCCAGGACUGUGUGCACGACGGGGAGCCUUUGAGAGGCCAAAGCAGCAUGGAGAGUGGACAGAGAGUGCCCCGGAAAGGCCGCAGGCUGGGCUCCAGCCGCCGGCGGCAGAUGCGAGAACCAGCUGACGGCCAGGAUGCCCCUGUGGCCCCAGAGCCAGAGUCCUUGUCCUCCCCGGAGGCUGCAGAGCUGCAGCGCUUUUUCCAGGACUGUGGGGCCAAGGAGAGGGGCUUCGUCACCCGCGAGGACCUGGCGGCGGCCAAGUUCAGCUUCCUGGGCAGUGCGGAGGAGCUGGAGAUGAUCUUUGACUGGGUGGAUGUGGAGCAAAAGGGACGCCUCUCCCUGGAAGAAUUCAGCUCUGGGCUCAAGAACAUCUUUGGCUCCAGCUUGAGCACCCGCAGGCUCCACAGAAAGAGGCCACUGUCCUCCAAGAGAGAAUCUGCAGCCACCAGCUUCCCAGUGCCAGAGGAGGCUGACCCUGAGGAGAAGGAGGCGUUCCUUGCCUUCCUCCAGCAGCUGGGGGCAGGCCACUUACUUCCGGAGCAGGCGGACAUCUGGCAGCUGUGGGGGAAGCUGCGGGAGGAGGAGCCCCAGGUGGCAGGCAACCUGGAGGGCUUUCUGGCCAGGAUGAGCAGCCGCCUGCAGAAGGCACGGGCUGACAAGGAGGUUCUGGAGCUGACCCUGAGGAAGCGGGACUCCGACCACCACCGAGAGGUCCAGCAGCUCUAUGAGGAGAUGGAGCAGCAGAUCCACAGGGAGAAGGAGCAGCUGCAGGCCGAGAGCGACUCCCGGGACCUGGCCUUCAGCUCCCAGAUGCAGGAGGUCUUGGAGGCCAAGGAGCGCGAAUUUCAACAGCUGACGGAGGGCCAGAGGGAGCUGGAGGCCCAGCUGCACCGCCUCAGCAGCACCCACCAGGAGGCCAACGCAGAGAACCAGCAGCUUCGGGAGACUGAGCGUGACCUGGCUGGGCGACUGGAGGAGGUGCAGGGGCAGCUGCAGGCGACCAGGGGGCGUCUGAGUGCCACCAGGGGCCACGCGUCCUGGCAGGUAGAGGAGGAACCCAGUGUCCCCAGAGCAGGUGACGAGAAGGCUCUAGAUGUCCAGGCAGUCUCCUCUGAGGAGGCUCCCCUGCCCGGACUGUUUGGGGAGGAGGAUGACUGGCACCAGCUCCUGAGCAACUUCAACACCUCCUCGCGCAGAGCCCUGCAGCUCUCCUGGAGCCCACCUCCAACCCCGAGGACCCCUUCAGGGCCCCAGACACCCUGAGUAGUCAGGCAGAUCUCCAUCUCAGAGCCACAUGCUUUGCUGCUUGGUCAGGAGGCCCCUUCAGAUCUGGCCGGGGCCCCAAGGAGCCCCACUGUGGCGCCCUCCGGGGCCAAGGAAGGGAAAGGAGUGGGCCCAGAUGAGCAGGACAGCAGACCAGAGCAGCCUGUCCAGCCUCGCAGCCUGGAACCUAAGGAGGAGUCAGCGCCUGGCCCUGAGGCCCUCUCCCACUGGAGUUUCCCAGGGGCCCCAACUGGGGAGUCAGGGAGCCUGGUGUCAGCUGCCCUCAAAAUGCUCGUUCCUUUGGAGGAUGCACCCCCUCCCCAGGCGAUCUCCCCCACUCCCCAGGCCCCAGCUGGGCCCAGUGAACCUUUCCAGGCUUCACACCCAGAUGACAAGAGCCCCGGGCCUGGGGCUGUCCCAGACAAGAGGCCCAGGCAGAGCGAGGCCCUCUAUCAGGACCCACACGUCCCUGGCCCUGAGCCAGGACUGGGGUCCCCAGGAGCCCGAGCCCUCACACUAGGGCCGGCUGGACCCUCCCAGGAUCUGGAGCCUGUGGGUCAGCCUCCCACAGAGGGACUGGAGCAGGGCCAGCUGGGCCUGGGUGUGCAGGAGGGCCCUCCUGGGGGGCCAAGAGAAGCUCAUGGCCAGGUCUUGGGGCCAGAUGGGCUGCCUGCCCUUUCCCACGAGCGUCUGGAAGAAGAGCCCAGGGUGAAGGAAAGGAAACAGGUGGGCCAAGGAGGGCAAGACCUCAGUUCAGAGCAGUCAGGUGAGGCUCGUGGCCUGAAGGCUGGGCAUUCAGAACUCCCCCAGCAAGAUCAUCUGCUUGCUCCUCUCCUGUGUGACACACCACGGGCUGAGGCUGAAGCAGAAGCUCCUAGCACACAGCCACCUCCCCUGGACUCUCCCCAGGAGGGCGCUCAGCCUGGGGGUGGAGCAGGGCCCCAGGAGCACACGCAGAGCGCCCCCACCAUGGUUGAGCUGGAAGCCCAACCCACGGCCUCCCCUACUACUGCUCGUGCAGAAGAACAAGGCUCCCUUCGAUCCAGGGAGCCCACGGCAGAUCACAGGCCUCCAGACCCACGAACUGACUCCACGGAGGCUGCGCCGACCUCAUCCCCAGGGUCCUCCACCGCCAGUGAGCCUCCCGCCGACGCUGAUUACCUCUUCCACGUCAUCUUCCUGGGAGACUCAAACGUGGGCAAAACCUCCUUCCUGCACCUGCUGCACCAGAACUCCUUCGCCACCGGGCUGACAGCUACUGUGGGAGUGGAUUUUCGGGUCAAAACUCUGCUGGUGGACAACAAAUGCUUCGUGCUGCAACUCUGGGACACGGCUGGCCAGGAGAGGUACCACAGCAUGACUCGGCAGCUGCUCCGCAAGGCUGAUGGAGUGGUACUCAUGUACGACAUCACCUCCCAGGAGAGCUUCGCCCACGUGCGCUACUGGCUGGACUGUCUCCGGGAAUCAGGGGCCGACGGGGUGGUCAUCCUUCUCCUCGGAAACAAGAUGGACUGUGAGGAGGAGCGGCAGGUGCCCAUCGAGGCUGGGCAGCAACUGGCCCAGGAGCUGGGGGUCUCCUUUGGAGAGUGUAGCGCUGCCCUGGGUCACAACAUCCUGGAGCCCGUGGUGAACCUGGCCCGGGCCCUCAAGAUGCAGGAGGACCGCCUGAAGGACUCACUGGUGGAGGUGACCCCCAAGAGGCCACAGAAGAGAGCUGAAUGCUGCUUCUGACCCUCCAGCCCAGCCAGGGGUGGGGGGACAGCCACCCCUGGGGUUUCCUGUCCCACCUUGCCAGGAUGCAGCCAUGACAGAGAUGGCCAGCUUAGAAGUUCAGGACAAUCCCCCUCAGGUCAUGACUUGGAUCCCAGGGCAGGGGCAGUGCUAAGGCUGCCCUUUGCACUCUGAAGAAGGAUUUGAGGGGGUGGUGGGUAGUGGGGGUGGUGGUUAAAACUUUCAAAAGAAAGAAAAAGUCAAAAAUGAAUUAAGGAAAACACACCAUAUUAUUGGCCACACAGCUCUGUGGGGUAAAAUCAUAGGGUGAAUGUGUGGGGGUGUUAUUGCCCUUUUUAUAUGUAUUUUUAUUUCUAGAUCUUCUGCAAUGCCUGGGUAUUCCUUACAUAAUGCGAAAUAAAACUAAGCGUCACGGGGAGGGAAAGAAACUUUCCGAGGAGCUUGCUUUGGGGCUGAUUACUAAGUGCUGCAACCUGUUAAUUACGAGACGCUUUAUUAAAGCAGUCCCACUGUUCCGUGCCUGCGAA
Molecule: messenger RNA, 3604 nt
Organism: Callorhinus ursinus (northern fur seal)
Lineage: Eukaryota; Metazoa; Chordata; Mammalia; Carnivora; Otariidae
Gene: RAB44
Product: RAB44, member RAS oncogene family
Molecular function (GO): GTP binding; calcium ion binding; GTPase activity
Source: RefSeq, a predicted model, not a curated record